CCGGCCAGACCUGGGGGGGCUGUGAGUGCGGGGACUCGGGUGCGGACCGGAAGGAAGCCUGGGGGUCAGCCUAGGGGUCAGCGCUGGCCCGCGGCGCCCAUCCGCAAAGCCGGCGGCCUCCUGCCCAGGAGCGCAGUUGUUCACUGUUGUUUUUGCGAUGUGAGUGACAUCGGCCGCUUCCUCAGCGUGUUUCAGGAGCCGCAUGCAGGCGUCCUCCAGGCCGCGCGGCAGCUGCUUGAGGAUGAGCAGGCCCCUCUACGGCAGAAGCUGCUGGCCGACCUGCUGCAGAGUGCAAGCCAGAACAUCGCAGCUGAGACGCGGGCCCAGGACCCACCUUGGUUUGACGGCCUGGAGUCCCGCUUUAGGAACAAGUCUGGCUACCUGAGAUACAGCUGUGAGAGCCGGAUCCGGGGCUACCUGAGAGAGGUGAGCAGCUAUGCCUCUGAGGUGGCCGUGGGGGCUCGAGAGGAGUACCUGCGUGUCCUCGGCUCCAUGUGUCAGAAGCUCAAGGCUGUGCAGUACCACGGCAGCUACUUUGACAGAGGGGCCGAGGCCGGAGGCCGGCUGUGUACACUGGAGGGCUGGUUCUCCUGUCAGGGUCCUUUUGACCUGGAAGACUGUGCCUCAAAGCAUUCCAUCAACCCCUACAGCAACCGGGAAAGCCGGAUCCUCUUUAGCACAUGGAACCUGGACCACAUCAUCGAGAAGAAGCGCACCGUUGUACCUACGCUGGCGGAUGCUAUCCAGCAGCAGGGCGGCAGGGAGGUAGACUGGGAGUACUUCUACAGCCUGCUCUUCACCCCGGAGAACCUGAAGCUGGUGCACAUCGCCUGCCACAAGAAGACCACCCACAAGCUCGAGUGUGACCCCCGAAGAAUCUACAGAUCCCGGUUGGGGCCGAAGAGGAGGCGGCCUGCCCGAAAGUGCCAGUGACCCUGUGCUCUGCCCUCCCUCUGCCUUGCCCAGGCUGACUGAAAUGGAAAUGGGUGCUGUUUUUUUUUUGUCAUUCCAGUAGUUCCUGGAGAACGUCAGAGCUGUUUCCUGGGGUCCUGGUGUGAGGUCCGAACCCAUCCACACUGCCUUCUGAGAACCCAGCCUCCAGAGCCAGCAUGCAUGCUCACUGGACACGCUUAGAUCCCAGCUGAGCGUGGGAAAAUGGUCUUGUGCUCAGGGUCCUCCACAUUCUGCCUUUGUCAGCGCUGUGCGUCUCGGGAGGGUCUCUGCUGCCACUGGGGCUGAACGUGGCUGCGAGAGUGAGGGUCGUGUGUUCUUCUGCCUCAGCUCUGUGCUAUUUGCUCACAAAGGGCAGCUUAGUCUCUGGACUCCUCUGAAAGCCACGGAGGGGUGUGACCAUCUGUAAAAUGUUUGCGUGCCAUAAAAGCAAGCCGGGGAGAGACUGCUGAGUUGUAUACAGUGCAGCAUGGGAGACCAGAUGUCCAUAGGGAAUUUGCUGCAUCACGUCGAGCUGUGUGAAUUGCUGUUUCGUGGGUGAAUAAUGGUCAGGUAUCAUUCAUUUCACGAUUCUGCCCAGUCACGUACACAGGCGAGUGGCAGUGUUUGAAGCUUCCUGAGGUGCUUGUACAUGGGAACGGAAAGCCACUGAACGUACAAGAGGUCUGGCUGUGGAGUGUGACCUGCUGGCUUGGGAAGCAGGGACAGUCUGGAAAAACACCCCAAACUGCUCAGAGCAGUAAUCCUAGGGAUGUGGCGGGAGGGGUCACAGCACAAGGGACUUAUUCCUACAUCAUGUAUUUACAAUACUUGAGUUCUUAAAGUGAUCAUUUUGUAGUAGUACUUUAUAAUGUACUUUGCAAAGUGCUAUAUUUUGUAAUAUUUGGAUGUUUUUUACUUACAUAAAAAUAAAGCUUUUCCAAAAGAGACAUGUCCAAAAGCUGUA
Molecule: messenger RNA, 1897 nt
Organism: Fukomys damarensis (Damara mole-rat)
Lineage: Eukaryota; Metazoa; Chordata; Mammalia; Rodentia; Bathyergidae
Gene: Dffb
Product: DNA fragmentation factor subunit beta
Exons: 6
Biological process (GO): apoptotic DNA fragmentation
Cellular component (GO): nucleus; cytoplasm
Molecular function (GO): DNA endonuclease activity
Source: RefSeq, a predicted model, not a curated record